Lepus europaeus (European hare) is the source of this 540-nucleotide messenger RNA. It is a transcript of the gene PTN, whose product is annotated as pleiotrophin. The coding region runs from base 1 to 507 and encodes 168 amino acids. Gene Ontology annotation, molecular function: growth factor activity. The transcript is spliced from 4 exons. Lineage: Eukaryota; Metazoa; Chordata; Mammalia; Lagomorpha; Leporidae. The record is from RefSeq and is a predicted model, not a curated record.
AUGCAGUCCCAACAGUACCAACAGCAGCGUCGAAAAUUUGCAGUUGCCUUCUUGGCGUUCAUUUUCAUUUUGGCAGCUGUGGACACUGCAGAAGCGGGGAAGAAAGAGAAACCAGAAAAAAAAGUGAAGAAGUCUGACUGUGGAGAGUGGCAAUGGAGUGUGUGUGUGCCCACCAGUGGAGACUGUGGGCUCGGCACCCGAGAGGGCACUCGGACUGGAGCAGAGUGCAAACAAACCAUGAAGACCCAGAGAUGUAAGAUCCCCUGCAACUGGAAAAAGCAAUUUGGAGCGGAAUGCAAAUACCAGUUCCAGGCCUGGGGAGAAUGUGAUCUGAACACCGCUCUGAAGACCAGAACCGGAAGUCUGAAGCGAGCCCUCCACAAUGCUGAAUGCCAGAAGACAGUCACCAUCUCCAAGCCCUGUGGCAAACUGACCAAGCCCAAACCUCAAGCAGAAUCUAAGAAGAAGAAAAAGGAAGGCAAGAAACAGGAGAAGAUGCUGGAUUAAAAGAUGCCCCCUUCUGUGGGAUAUGAAAAGGAC